GAGGCAUUAAUUUUAUCCUAGCCUGGAGUGGAACGGUUGGUGCAUACUUAAUCAAAGAAUGGGUGGUUUCAAAUUCGGAUUUUGACUAUGAGCCAUUAGAUGAAGUGGAACCUUCAACAUCCAACAUAGAAUCAGAAAGAAGAGAACAAAUGGAAGCCUCAACAAUUAUCACAGAACCAGAAACGUCCAUCACUGAAACAGAAAGAGAUAGCGGGUCAUUAAGAAUAACCCCUGUUUUAGUUUACAUUGCUAUUUUAUUCUUAGUAAUUGGAUACGGAUCUACCAGGAUUUCGUUAGCUUAUGUGCCAUUCUAUCAGAAAGGCAUUGAAUCAUUGGCCCCUGUUAAUUUGACAAAAGUUGGAUGUGUUGUUAAGGCCGUGGACUUUGAUCGUGAAAAUUCUUAUUACGUGGACAGGACUAGAGAUCUGGCCUCAAAUGGUAUCAAGUUCAUCUUAUGGUCUGAAGCAACAGCUAUCGUUAGUAAUAAAAAUCAACUCGACAACCUUUCAGAUAGUAUUAAAAAUGUUUCUCGCACAUUUAACGUUUAUGUUGGAUUUACAUACGUUGAUUCGUCUUCAACAAGCGGAAAAAUUUAUAACAAAUUGACUGUUAUUUCGCCUACCGGUGACGUUUUGAUAGAUUAUGCUAAAGCUAAUUUAGUGCCUUUCGUUGAAGAUGGGUUGAGUCCCGGAGAAAAUGUCUUGCAAACAUCUGUUACGCCAGAUUUUGGGACCAUUGGAGGUGCCAUUUGUUUCGAUUACAACUUUCCCAAAUUAAUUGGUCAAGCUUCUACACAUAGCGUUGAUUUGAUGCUCGUUCCCAGUUGGGACUGGG
Acaulospora colombiana is the source of this 834-nucleotide messenger RNA. NCBI's taxonomy places the organism in Eukaryota, Fungi, Glomeromycota, Glomeromycetes, Diversisporales, Acaulosporaceae. The record is from the annotation of a GenBank genome assembly.